This is a messenger RNA of Esox lucius (northern pike), 1476 nucleotides long. RefSeq lists its product as uncharacterized. The transcript is spliced from 6 exons. The record is from RefSeq and is a predicted model, not a curated record. Gene Ontology annotation, cellular component: nucleus; mitochondrial outer membrane; mitochondrial envelope. Gene Ontology annotation, biological process: mitochondrial outer membrane permeabilization; positive regulation of apoptotic process. Bases 159 to 722 code for a protein of 187 amino acids. Lineage: Eukaryota; Metazoa; Chordata; Actinopteri; Esociformes; Esocidae.
UAGCGCGCGCAGAGCAUCACAGUGUUAACGCGCUACGACAACAACAGUGAAUGUGCGAGCCACAUAGGCAGCUUAGAAUACCGUUUUCCUCCUCAUUGUUUGUGUUUGUCAGUGUUGGAAUCUCACUCUGAACUUAAAUCAUCCUUAGACCGCUGACCAUGUCUCUGUCAGGCUCACAGACUCCCGAGGACACCUUGUACGGGUCAUGGGUGGAGCUGGAGGAGCUGAUAUCAGCGGUGAGCAGCAGGGAGAGUGUGACAGGACAACAACAGGACACAGCCUCCUGGGCCCUGCAGGGGGAGCUGGAAAGAAUCCUACAGGAGGCACAGCUCGAGUGUGAGAGGAGUAGAGACAGCCCUCCGCAGGUGGGGACUCCUCCACAAACCGCUGCCACCCCCCCUCACAGUGAAGGAAGCAAUAGCAGCACAGACUGUGUGACCAUACAGUCCGAAGAAGAAGGGGACAGGAGGAUUAGCUCUGAGUGGGUAUGGGACUGGUCCAGUCGGCCCGAGAACCUGCCACCAAAGGAGUUUGUGUUCCAGCACCCAAAACAGUCAGCCUCCCUGAGUGUACGGAAGAGUGAGGUGAUGAGGAGAGGCCUGUUCUCCUCUGACGUCCUCAUGAUCCUCAUUCCCUCAAUGCUGGCCUCACACCUGCUCACACUGGGACUGGGGAUCUACAUAGGGAAGCGAUUGGCUGCCUCUACAACUAGUACUCUGUGACAUGUGCUUCAGGGCAGCGCUCCCAUUCGCUGACAGCAGGCCAAUAGGAUCACCACCCUCACCAUAGAACUCUUGUUGCCCCCCUUUCUCCCUGUCAUGGGGCAACUUAGGACCCAGCCUUUCUUCACCAUUGUCUCUCUGUCUGUCUGUCUGUCUGCACUUAGUAUGUCUGUCAGAUGGUCAGUCAGUAACCCAUCAUCCGAAUCUGAAAUUUCCCAAGGUUGUGUAUGAAUGUGUGUGUGUUUUUCAGGGCAAGAGUCUACUCAACACCAAUUUUAUUAAUGAUUCAGACAGAGGUUAUUAUUCCUCUCCCCGCAGAGUAAGACCUCAAACUAACAAGGAGAAAUGAGCGAUGACAUGGAGAAUGUAUAGAGAGAGCAUUGGCCACCUAAAUACCCAAUUAAGUUGUGAAAAGGUAUUACAAUAGGGUACAUAGCCUAGUGCAUUGUGUAACUUUACAAAAUCUAAUUCAACAUUUUAUAUCCACCAUGACUCCUGUCAUCCACUUUCUGGGGCAUAAAUGCGGGAACUGUGAUGAUUUAGUUAGCAUUGAGAAAUGGUUUAUAUUUCGUUGAGGAAUGGUUUGUCUAACAUUAACAAAUGCUUUGUAUAACAUUGACAAAUGGUUUCUAUAAUGUUCUUAAUGGUUCAUAACAAAAACAAGUGGUUGUGCUCUUUGUCCAAUAUAACCAUCUGAAUGUUUGAACUUUUUUGAACAACCAUAACCCCAUUAAAAUGUAUUAUUCACACAGCU